Messenger RNA from Rhizopus microsporus ATCC 52813, 471 nucleotides. RefSeq names its product FeS cluster assembly scaffold IscU. Gene Ontology annotation, biological process: iron-sulfur cluster assembly; intracellular iron ion homeostasis. NCBI's taxonomy places the organism in Eukaryota, Fungi, Mucoromycota, Mucoromycetes, Mucorales, Rhizopodaceae. Gene Ontology annotation, cellular component: mitochondrial matrix; cytoplasm. Bases 1 to 471 code for a protein of 156 amino acids. The transcript is spliced from 3 exons. The record is from RefSeq and is a predicted model, not a curated record. Gene Ontology annotation, molecular function: 2 iron, 2 sulfur cluster binding; ferrous iron binding.
AUGCUGCGAAAUACUCUUACAACUUUAACAAAAUCAACAAGACUUAUUCAAAAACCAUUAUCUAUCUCAGGCACUCGUUUCUAUCAUGAAAAGGUUAUUGAUCAUUAUGAACGUCCUCGUAAUGUAGGAUCAUUUCCUAAGACAGAUACAGAUGUAGGCACAGGUUUAGUGGGAGCACCUGCUUGUGGUGAUGUGAUGAAAUUACAGAUUAAAGUGGAUGAUGCUACAGGAAAAAUAGUAGAUGUACGAUUCAAAACAUUUGGAUGUGGCUCUGCUAUUGCUUCUAGUAGUUUUAUGACAGAACGUGUUAGAGGCCUGACACUUGAACAAGCAAGUCAAAUUAAAAACACAGAAAUUGCUAAAGAAUUAUGCUUGCCUCCUGUCAAGCUUCAUUGUUCGAUGCUUGCUGAAGAUGCUAUUAAAUCUGCCAUCAAUGAUUACAAAAAGAAACGCUCAACUCAAAAGCAGUAA